Colletotrichum truncatum is the source of this 138-nucleotide messenger RNA. RefSeq lists its product as uncharacterized. Lineage: Eukaryota; Fungi; Ascomycota; Sordariomycetes; Glomerellales; Glomerellaceae. The record is from RefSeq and is a predicted model, not a curated record.
AUGCACCAGACGCCGUAUCAUUUACCACUGCCCAGUCAUGGCUACUUGAGCCUCAGUCAAACAUUCUCAGUGCUGAUGAUGCAAACCACGCUCGCAUUCGCCGCGGAGUUGCACAUGCUUUUGCUCCGAGGUCAUUAG